AUGAUUAAUUCAGCUUCUGCCCACUUUGAUAUUGUUAAUGAACUGUUAUAUUUUUCCUCUUCAGUAUCAAUUAUUUAUCCUGAGCUUAAUUUUCAAUAUUAUGAUUCAAAUGUCAGUAUCAAUAGUGACACUGAUGAAGAUAAUGCUCAAGACUAUAAAUCUAAUAUAGACAAGUUUGAGAAUAUACUGAGUGGUGAUAUUUACAUCUUUGCAAAAGAAGAAGAAGAUUACAAAGCUGAAGAUAAUAAAAACUUGCUCAUAGAUAUUAAUAAAAUGUUUUUGCUUAAUACUAUUCUACCUUUAUUAAGAAGCUUUGCUAACCAAUUGAGCAGUAGAGCUUCAGAAACAGUUGAAAUGAAUAUUCAUAAAUUAAAAUUACUGGAUUGGCAACUUGAUAAAGAAUUACCAGAAUGGUCAUUGGCUGUUAUUUAUAAUGAUAACUACAAUGCAAUAAUAUCUGACUUAUUCAUCAGUUUAAACACUAACUUUGCUACAAUGACCUGCCCAUAUCUUAUGCCAAUUGAGACUAUCACUUCCAUCAUGCGAAAGGAUUUAUGCUUCUAA
Messenger RNA from Phycomyces blakesleeanus NRRL 1555(-), 564 nucleotides. RefSeq lists its product as hypothetical. The transcript is spliced from 5 exons. Bases 1 to 564 code for a protein of 187 amino acids. The record is from RefSeq and is a predicted model, not a curated record. NCBI's taxonomy places the organism in Eukaryota, Fungi, Mucoromycota, Mucoromycetes, Mucorales, Phycomycetaceae.